Molecule: messenger RNA, 4998 nt
Organism: Daucus carota subsp. sativus
Lineage: Eukaryota; Viridiplantae; Streptophyta; Magnoliopsida; Apiales; Apiaceae
Product: putative FBD-associated F-box protein At5g22720
Exons: 7
Coding region: 167-2062 (631 amino acids)
Molecular function (GO): protein binding
Source: RefSeq, a predicted model, not a curated record
UAUCCCAGAAUCCGACACGCGUUACUUUGCGAAAACGGUUCGACACAAAAUAAAAAGACUACAAACACGGAUACUUCUCAUUUCUGACAUUCUCUGAAAAGGGGGCUGUUAUAACCUCGUGAAGUUGAAGUGCGAGUAAAGAGGGUUAGGGUUUUGCAGAGCAGAAAUGAGCAGUCGUCGUGGUAAGAAGAAAGCCAGAACAUCACGACAAUACGAACUCGGAGAUGAAGACAUGAUCAGCAGAUUGCCAGAUGAACUCAUUCACCAUGUCCUCUCUUUCGUAGACACAAAACAAGCCAUUCAGACCUGUGUUCUCUCCAAACGUUGGGAGCUUGUAUGGACUAGUCUCCCUUUUCUCAAUUUCGGUCUGUACGAUAAUCUUACACCUAAAGUCGUGUCUAAAUUCAUGCGCCAUGUUCUGUCUAACCGAAAUCAUGAAUCCCAAGUUUCUCAUCUUAGUUUGUCUGUUAGAAAUAAAGGUCUCUCCAGGCACUUACUUGAAAAGUAUGUUGAUUAUGCGAUCUCGCAUAAUUUGCAUUGCUUAAAUCUUGAUUUACCCCAUGAUAGUAAACCUGUUAACUUAUCUGUAUUCAGUUCGAAGUCGUUGAACAAACUUACAUUGAAUGCGAAUCUUGAAAAAUGUGAGCGGAUAUCGGAUUGCUGGGAUUUACCUUGUUUGACAACUCUGCGCCUGAAGGGCAAGAAUGGAUAUGGUGAAUUUUCGGAUAAUUGGUUCACAAUGAAAUGCUUGCCUGCCCUAAGAAAAUUGCGUUUUGAUGACUAUGAUCUGUCUAAAUCAUCGUUUUCUUUCAGCUUGCCAGCUUUGACAACCCUCUGUUUGAAUCGUUGUACAUUGCCCACAACAGUUUGGGACAUCCCAACUUUAAAAAGUAUAGAACUACAUGGUGGACAACUUCCACAAAAUUUGAAUGAAAUAUUCUCUGCGCUGGUUAAUCUACAGAAUCUCAAAGUAGUUCUAACAUCAAGACAUAACCAAGAAUAUGUAAUAUCUUGUCCUCCUCAAUUGUUGAACCUAAUUAUCAUUGCGGCAGAUUACUAUCCUUGCACUUGUAACACCAUUGUGGUUUCAGCACCGAAACUGUGCAACUUCACAUCUUUUGGUGUCAUUACAGCCAUGGUUGGAGUUCCUGAGUUGGAAACCGUGAAUGUGAGGUUACAGGGUGUGUUUAAUAAGAUUGGAUGGACAAGUAAGAAACGAGCUCGCCUGCGGUUAAUUAAUAUGCUUCCAGGACUUGCUAAUGCCAAGAAUCUCACUUUUGAUUUGGAUAGCAUCAAGGCACUCAAUGAGAUUUCCAACGUUCUUGUUGGUUUUCCUUCUCCAUUCCAUAAGCUGAAGUAUGUGAAGUUACCAUGGCGAUUCAAGGAAUCAAGUAUUUCUCGUCACCUUAGAAGCUAUUUACUUGGAGGCUCUCCAAAUGCCACCUUCGUCACAAAAUUGCCCCAAUGGGAACUGAUAGAUCAGGCAAGCUCUUUAAGAGGGGAAAGAGAUUCUGGGCUAUGGCGGAGCCAUGAGGUUAAUUCCGAGUUUGUAUGCCUACUUGAUCGCAUUAUGCAGAAGUAUCCGGAAACCUUUGAGCACUUCACCUCAACAAACAAGAAGUUGUGUACAAUGAAUCUGAAUACGUUGUGCACCUCACUAUAUGACUUUUCCAAAAUAUCUAUAGGUAAUGUUGAUUGUGAGAUGAUUGUUGGGUACAGGGAAGUAUUUUCUUACCUGAAAAAUCAGGGAUUCAACCUAAGUUGGGUGGUGGACCGCCUCAACUAUAUAGAACAUCUCCGGUUCUCGAAACCCCUAAUUGAUGAGCUUCACUCAAUUGAUUGUCAUAUUGAUGAUGCUAAAACAACAUUCAAAGAGCUGCAAGCUCGUGCUGUUGAUGCCAAAACUGAACUACUAGAUCUGUUGACUCUUGUUAAUGAUGCCAGAAUUAGAUUGCAAGAUAAGGAGGCUCUACGUGUGGAGAAGUUGUCGGAGAUUGAGAAAGUUUUUGGAACAAUGGGGAUAAACCUUGUUGUUGGUUUCAUCGGAGAUGAUCUACUGUGAUAUUUGGCUUUCGUGGUUUGGAUGUUCAUUUGAAAGUUGUUGAGCAUUGAUAUUAUGCUAUAGUAUUUUGGAAGUAUUAUGCUUUUUGACCUUCUAUCAAACUGUUUAUUUGUGUGUUGUUUUGAACCAAUGAAACAUUUUGAAAGUUAUUUUGGUAUUGUAACUAUAAAGUUGUUUCAUUUUGCCAAAGUUUGUAGCAUAUUGUAUCAUGACAUUUGAUAUGUAUGUUCUAUGUCAUUGUGAUAGAGGCUGUGAAAAUCUUUGAGCAUUUUGCUAAUUGCACAUUGGAAUGACAUGACAAUCAAUAUAUAUUGUUAGAGUUGAGUUCUGUGUAGUACUUAUUUUGGUGUAGUGUUAUUCUGAAACAUUUUCUUGAGUUGGAUCCAACGAGCUUUAUUGUCCAUAAGUUACUCUGCCAGCUCUUUCUUUGAUCGUUGGCUUCCAUUCUUCUGGUUUGAGAGCUGCGGGUUGAAUCGACCAUGCAAACAUGAUUGUUAUACCUCUCCUCUCACUUAUUGUGCUCCAAACUCUAUUUCCUGAUUUGGUUUUGUCCAAAUUGAUACAUGAAACCUGAUAUCAGCUCCUUCUGAAGCACAAUGCUAGCAAUGAUGUUUUUGAAUCCGCUGCUGUGAAUCAUAUUGGAGUACACGAUGCCAAAAGAGCAAGUUUUUGUCAAACUGAAGCUUCAACUGUUCCUCGUAGAAAAUGUUGCAAGCAAUAAGCAUAUGUUGGGGAAAGAGUCUACUAUUUCAAGGACUAAGAAGGCGGAUAGGGAACGGACAAACUACAAAAGUUUUUAAAGAUCCAUGGUUGCCAAGGCCACCAUCCUUUCUUCCAAUAACACAAGGUCCAAGUGAUGAACUAAAAGUAUCAUCUUAUCUGACAACCGGGUAAAUGGGACAUCGAUUUGAUCCACCAAAGGUUUUUAGCCCCAGACUCUCAUAUGAUUCUAACAAUACCUCUCAGCCCUUUUAAUCACACAGACUCAUGGUUUUGGCAUUAUACUAUUAACGGAAAGUAUUCGGUUAAAAGUGGGUAUCAGUUAGCUCUAAGUGCUGAUAAUAAAGGGUCAUCCUCAUCAUCAAGCGGAACCUCAAUAUGGGGGAAAACAUUCUGGGCAGUCCACAUCCCAAGGAAAAUUCUUUUGUUUGUUUGGAGAGGAUACCAUGAAAUUUUACCAACAACAGAAGGCUUAUACCGAAGAAACGUGACACAGAAUAGCAAUUGUGCUCUUUGCGGAUUUGGGGAAGAUUCUAAUGCACAUGCGGUGUUUUGGUGUAUUUUUUCGCAGGAGGUGUGGAAAUUAAUGGAGUAAUCCUUUUUGGUUGGACAUAAAGAAGAAAUUUCAUUUAAGGGAGUGAUUCUAUAUGCUACUGAGCUGCUAAAUAAGGAAGAAUUUGCAAAAUUAUUGAUUGUAGCAUGGGGUAUAUUGUCCGAAAGAAACAAGCACAAUCAUGGACAACAACAUAGAACUCCUCAGCAAAUAAAAAUCUGGAUAUCUUCCUAUUUGGAAGAGAUAAAAAAUGCUUACAGUACAAAAGUCAAUACGCGAAGUCAGACCCUCAAUGUGAACCAGAGGGUGGUUGAUAAUGAAGCUUUCACACUCUGUGUUGAUGCAGCAUUGUCCACAACCUCGCAGAAAAUAGGAAUAGGGGCAGUACUAUACACGCCUAGCAGGAGGGUCCAAGCACGACUCUCAAAACCGAUGGAAGGCUCCUUGUCUGCGCUUCAUGCAGAGGCUCUAGCAUUAAUAGUGGGUAUACAAUGGGCACAAUACAUCGGACUCCCAAUAAAGGUGAUUUCAUCAGAUUCGUUAACUUUGGUACAGGCUUUGAACAACAACACUUCAUAUAAUAGCGAACUUGGCAUCUUGCUGAUGGACAUUAAAAUGUUGCUGACUAAUUGCCCUGAAGCAUCAAUCUCUCACAUUGGUCGGAAGUUUAAUGUUGUUGCUCAUGGCUUGGCAAAACAUGCACUUCAAUUAGAUGAUGAAGCUACAUGGAUGGAGGAUAAUAUUCAUGAUGGAUAAAAAGCAAGUAGAUGUGAUGUAUAUAAGGUGUAGAACUAUCGAAAGAAUUUUCUAGCAAAUUUAAAGUUUUAAGAGAUUUGGAUAAAUGCCAUGGGUGGAGAAGUUCAGAACUUCCAAAGCCUGCGAUAUUGUCGGCAACGAAGACGCUGUUUCCAGGCUUGUUUCUUCCUUGUAGGUGUAGAAGUUGGGCUCAUGUGAUUUAUGUGAGAUUGCACGUAAUUCAGUCUACCAACCAGCUAGGUAUUUGUAAAACUGAAGCUGAAGACUUUUAAUUUAACAUCACCAAGACUGUUCGUCAUGGCAGCCAGAUCUUCUUCGAAUCAGAACAACUUCCAAUGGUGUCCACUCCUCCGAUCCUGUCCGUGCCAAUUCUUUCGAGGUAGAUUUCCUCAUUAUGCGGUGGAAAGAAUUGCAUCCUUAUGUAACAGAGUUUCUGCUUCUUGAGUCGAAUUCAGCUUUACUGGAUUAGCAAAGCCCCUGGUCUUUUCCAGUAGUUUUUGCUUCAGCCCCAUCAGUGAGUUUAUUCUUUAGAUGCAAGCAUACAGGCAUUUUGAUACAGGUAUUCGAAGGCUCUAUAAAUUUCUGGAGUGCUAUUUGUAUAUAACAUCAAGAGAGCUGGUUUUGAGUUAGGAAUGAGCAACCACCCCUCCACUGUAACACUGGUAUUUUGCUAGGGGGUGAUUGUGCUGGUAUAGCCGGGAACUUCCCCACAUCCAAGAGAAUACAAGAAAUCUACAAUAAUAUAUAGCCCACUUUGUUUCCAGAAAUUUUGAGACUGAUCUGUUCAGAUGAUCUGUACUUUGGUUUUUCCUAUCUAUUCUUAGUUCUAUUGAUUAUGAGUGUCUAAUUGCACUUAAUGACCAAGUGGUGGCUUUCAACCUCUUUCUAAUAUCAUCUUAUUCUUCUU